This is a messenger RNA of Dendroctonus ponderosae (mountain pine beetle), 5232 nucleotides long. It is a transcript of the gene su(sable), whose product is annotated as protein suppressor of sable. Lineage: Eukaryota; Metazoa; Arthropoda; Insecta; Coleoptera; Curculionidae. Gene Ontology annotation, biological process: negative regulation of DNA-templated transcription. The transcript is spliced from 17 exons. Gene Ontology annotation, molecular function: metal ion binding; RNA binding. The record is from RefSeq and is a predicted model, not a curated record. The coding region runs from base 1090 to 4797 and encodes 1235 amino acids. Gene Ontology annotation, cellular component: nucleus.
AUUAAUUUCGUUCGCCAGCAAUAUCGAUAACCAUUCGUUUCGAGGCCAGAAACAUGUUAAAAUGCCGUUUCAAUCGAUUUUUUGUCGCGUUGAUGGCUAGACUGACGUUCUAGUCACGUACUUUUUGGAUGGACGUAGGCGUGGACAGCUUUUUAGUUAAUUCCAGCCAAUCUUUCUCCCACAGGUCUAAAAUAUGGCCCCAAAAUGUGGCUGAAUGUUCGCUUGAUGUUUUGCAAACUUGUUUUUGCGAAAAACAGGCAAAUUGCCACGUUUUGGGGUUUCCUUGCAACAAAGAAAUCUGUGCGUCAUCAUACGUACAGUGUUGCCAUUUUUAGUCCGUUUAAGGUAAAAUCUUACUUUUUAAUUGCUAGUUCUUAAGACAAUAACUAUUUAUAUCAAAUUUAAUAGCUGUUUAACACAUAAUUUGCAUUCUUUCCAUACGCUAUCGCGCUUGGUGUCUAUCCAAAAAGUUAUUUUUGACCUUUGUCGUCAUUCAAUGACGCGCUGCGUUCCAAUUUUCAUUUCACUCGCCUAUAUUUCCGAACAUUGAUCGGACUUUCGCAUACACAUUUUUAAAACGCUCAACCAUUUGUAAUUUAAAAAUCAGCUGAAGCUGAACGAAAUUUCCAGUUUGCAUGAUCAAUUGCUGCCAUAUGGUUUUGGGUACUGGUGCUUACAAAAUUGGGCUGUGGAAUAAUUGCAAUGCAUCUAUAUCGGGCAUCUUCAUACAUUCCAUAUCAAUAGACCACACUUUCAAAAAUCACACUCCAUUUUUAACAUUCAACGAGCUACCAAUUUGGAACGUAGCUAGUCAGUGACGUCAGACUGAAGCCAUUACUUCGUUUCGCUUGGGAACGAUAAGUUGCACGACGACCUUGAGAGAAAUCGAUUUUCAUUGUACUCGAAACCUCGCCUACAGCUGCUCUAUCUUGCGGCCAUACGAAAAGGUGACGAAGCGCGGCUGGUUUGAAUUUUUCUAGGAAAUCGAUUGAAAUUGGCUUUACACGUUAGCAUGACUUCCAGUCGAAAUUUAACAGCCAUAAAUUUAUAACAAUGAAAUGGUAGGAAACCGAUACUCUAUGUUUUCCCAUGACAGACCCUUGUUAUGGUAGUGACAAACCGGCUGAGGCCGACCCUGAUAUUGAAGACGGAGAAAUUACUGAUGAUGAUGAGGAUACGCCACUGGCGGCUCCUUCGGAGCUUACUCCUAUUAGUGCAGGAGCUCAGCCAACAAUUCCUGGUAUUCCCAAAGCAGUGGGAAGUAUUUCUGAUAAUGAGAGUAUCGGAGUCUCGAGCAGGGAUCCCGGAGAUCCGAAUGCAAGGAUAAGCGAUCAAGAAAGAUCUGAUGACAAAGAUAGAUUAUCGGAUGGAAGAGAACGAGAUAGAGGAAGAAACAAAAAGCAAAAUAGAGAUAAGGGCAUCAGAGAAGAUAAAGCACACAGACAUAUGACUGAAGCUGAAAGAAGUAUUUUACAUCUUAGAAAGAGAGAAAAAAUGUUAAGACAACGCGAGAAAUGGGACAAGCAUCAUAGAAAAGAAAUUGAUCCUGCAGAUGACGAUUUUGCAAAAAAUAUAGAAAAAACAUUAGCUACUAUUUUGAACAAGAAGGAGAAAGAAAUUGCUUCGUUAAGUGCUGGGGAAGACGUCAAAGAAGAAGGAAAAAGAGGAAAGAAACGGAAGAGGCCUGACCGUGAUGGUACCCGACCCAAUAAGAACAAACAUAAAAGAUCACUGGGUUCUCCGCGCUCAGACAUCGAUGAAAAUGAAAUUUUGAAUAUACGAAGUGGUUCGCCUGGAGCGGAAAUGAGAUUAGGCCCUCCUGGUUUUGGACCUCCAAUUGACCAUAGACAGUCUGGAAGCAAUUCCAAAUCUGACGAGAGUUAUAAUUCUGAAGAUUCAGAUGAAUUAGACGCUAGGACUAGGCGGAAAUUGACUAAGAUGAAGAAGAAGAAAGAAACGAGAAGAGAAAGGAGAGAUCAAAAGCGAAGAGAUGAACAGCCUAAAAUGGCGCUGCAAGACGCGCAAGGAGUAUGUGUGUUUUACAUGCAAGGAAAAUGUCAAAAGAAUGACUGUCCAUAUUCUCACGAAGUAAGCCCGCCUAUGAAGUUAGAGCUGUGUAAGUUUUACCUUAUGGAUUGUUGUGCAAAGGGAGAAAAUUGUUCUUACAUGCACAGUGAAUUUCCAUGCAAGUUUUAUCAUACCGGCCUUGCGUGCUCAGAAGGCAAGGACUGCAAAUUUGCUCACGGUCAGCCAUUAUCUGAAGGCCUAAAGCAAAUUCUCUUCAAACACAUCGAAACUGCACCACGCGACAUCCUUCAGGGCUUCCCUAGGUUAUCACGAGACGAAGCACUCAACCACAUCAAUCAAACACAGAAAAAACUCACUGAACAAUACAGCAGCAAUAAAAAUUUGGAUCAAAACACUUCUUCCUCCACUACCACGUUAAACCGAAACUCGCCAACUGGAACCCAGCAAAGUUAUGGGGGUAUUCCAUUGGGUUCAGUCGGUUUAGGAGUUUACCGUGAUGACUAUGGGGAUAAUAAGGAAACAUCGGACCGAGAAAAGGAGGAAGAAAAAGGUGGGAUACCAUCCUUGUUUGAUAUUAGCGUCCCGGUGCCUAGAGAAUUGGCCCAGGGACAAGUGGUGGAACCUAAGGGAAGUAAAAAUGACAGGUACAAGAACAAAAACUCCAGAUGGCAGCAAGAACAAGAGCACAAAUUAUCGUCCGGGUAUUCGGUCAAAAGCUACACUUACGGAGCGGAUCAAGAUAUGAGAUAUUCGGGCAAUGGAGAUAUUGAUAUGAGAACCCUACCGGCCAUUCCAUCUUCGGAGUCAAAGCCGUUGAAUGAAACAUUGGAUGGCCAAAAAGGGGAUGUCGAUAUAAGAAAUUUUCCGAAAUAUGUGGAUAUCAGGCAACCUCCAUUUGUCAGGAAUGUAACUGGUUCUAAAGAUACGGAUAUUAGACAAAGGCCGCUUGAAGACUUACAAGCAGACUCCGAUAAGAAUGCCAAAAAAGACUCGUCCGCUAACUUUACUCAAACCACAAAAGAUCUAUUUGCCCGAAUAAGUGCAAAUCAAAAAGACAAUACUGUCGAUUUUUCGGCAAAUAGUUCACAAAAUCAACAACAGUCAAGUGACGGCCAAUCGCAGAAGUAUGAUGAACAAAAUAUAAACUGGUAUUCGGAUGAUGAUGAUGACGAUGACAAUCGGCUUACCAUUAAAGUGGAAGACGAAGAACCUCAUAAGAGAGAACGGGAAGAUAGUGUAGAUAAUGAUCGAGAAGUGGACGAAUCGAAAAAUGAUGCCGUAAGUCCAUAUACCAAACCACCCAUAGCCUCCACUACUGAAGAGAUUGUGGGAAAGUUAGGCGAUCUAUCAAAAAUUGAUAUUUCCGCUGAAGUGACCAAGCUUUUAACGUCAAUGAGUCAAAAAAGCGCUAGCUGUUCAGCCGAAGGAACCUCAGCAACUGUUGCGAACGAUUUCAAUCCUGACAGCGGUUCCAGUCCGACAGGAGACGGGGCAUCUAUUGAUCCAAGGAUUUCUCGACAGAUGAAAGAAGACCCGCGACAGCAGGAGCAAAGAUCAGAUCCCAGGCUCAGUGAUCCUCGCCAAAGGGGACGUCAAAAUUCCAAUGAUUCAAUUGAAAAGCAGUCAAAUGCUGAAAAAUCCACGAUGAGCAUAUAUGAACAAGGUGGGAUCGAUAUGAAAAAAGCAGCCCUGGAUAUCGGCACCGAAGAAUUAAAAUCAUCCAGGCCAGACAUUGAUUUGAGAAACAUGUCUCUAACAUUUAAAGGAAUGCAAAACUAUACACCCGCUACUGAAAUCGAUGCUAGUAUAAACUCGCAUCCUGCAAUGGUCUGGAAGGUGUUUGUAGUUGAAAUACCAAGACCCGAUUAUACAGGGCUCAAACUAACGGUCAGUGAUGCAGAAAAAACCGGCGAUCCGCGGCUGAAGAAAAUAUUCCGACUGAAUAUUGAUGAAAAGGACAGCCCUGCAUCUCCUAAAGCCAGUCCAAAGCACAGUGGCGGAGCUAGGAUAGACCCUAGACUGAGGAAAAUUGAAGAGAAAGUUCAAGAACCCAAAGACUUUCCUCAAAAUCCUCAGAUGAGCUAUAACCAGCAAAUAAGCAUGCUUCGGUCCUCGCAAUUCUACCAAACUUUGACGAGUAAUCAAAAGCUCAUGUUGAAUCAAGAACUAGCUAGAUGCGACCAGAGCGGCGGAGGCGGUUCAAACGACCCUGUUUUAAACACUGUUUUGAACCGCUUAAAUUUAAUUCCCCAAAUGUCACAACCACAAAGCCCAAUGGGACGAAACACACACGUUGGAGCAGCCGCAUCCAUUCUCACUAAUAUAGCUAAAAUGAAUCCCAUGAUGUCUAAUCCGGGUCUAAUGGGUCAACCGGGUCUUUUAGGGGCUGCUCCAGGAAUUCCGAAUAUACCCCCAGGAAUGGGUCCUGACUAUCCAAUGAACUUUGAACAUAGGGGUGGUCCAGGCUUGUUAGGAAACGCUCCGCCUGGACCCGGCUUUGGUCAAUUCGGUGGGAUGGAUCAACCUCCAUUUGGCGGCUAUAAUGAUGACUUCUAUGGGGGAUAUGAUGAUCAAAGCAAUAUGGGACCACAAGGGGGCAACUUUAGACCAGGCAGGGGAUAUAACAACAGGGAUAACAGAAGGAGAGGCACUAGAGAUGGGUUUCGUGGGGGGAGAGGUAUUAACAGAAAUUUUAACAAGCGAGGUGGAGGCAGAGAUAAAUGUGAUAGGGAUCGAGGUAGAGGUAACAGAGGUCACUCACCUGGUUAGUCUUUAUUCCAAUCGCAACAAGAAUAAACUCCGAACCGCAAAAUUUGAAGACUGCAUUGAAAACUGACAAUUGUUACAUAAGUAGCGGUAGCGAGAAGAAUAGCAAUAAUUUGUGUUUCUCGAUUAUUAGUUUGAAAUUGUUAAUGCAACGGGAGUAUCUCGUAGGGCAUAAAUGUAUAAGAAAUCAUAAUAUUAUUUAUGAAAGGUUCCGUACGUAACUUGGUGCCAAAAUAUAAUGAGUACAGCAUGUGUCCUUUUUACACUAAAAAUUUUAAGCGGAAUUCAUUAUUUCGGAGUACGAUUGUCUGUAGAUCACUACUUUGUAAUCAGAAAUAUUUAUAACAACCAUUGGGAAGGAUUGUACCAUAAACACAUCUGGCCAUUAUCAAGUUACAAUUCAUUUUCCCAAUAGUUUAAAUACACAUAUUGGAUUCA